AUGAAGCGGCUGAUGAAAGAGUCCAAUCCUUGGACCAUUGCUGUUGUUCAUGGGGGUGGCCAGGAGGAUGGACGCCUGGAGGGCUGUGUGCCCGGUUUCCAGGUCAAACACUACCAGGUGAAAUACAGCGGACCCCUCCAGAAAGGCCAGCCGCUCAUACGAGUGGCGUUUGAUGACUGUGCCGGAAACAAAGACGUGACAUUUGAGGUGUCGGACCCCAGCUUCUAUGUGAAUGGGGAUCGCUACCUCGUUCUGAAUCGCAACAUCCCACAUAGCAAGCCGAUCCUGUUCAUCCAUGGCCUCAGUGCACAUGCAGACGACCUGGCGCAGGUGGAUGUCACAGGACAGACAGUCCGAUCCACUCAAACACUCAGGGACAUACUUGCCCUUGGCCAGACACAGCCUUACAGAUUAAAGAGAUCCCUGCUGGUCCCCCCUCUGAGUGUCACCGAGAACCAGAGAGCGCCCUUCCCCAGGAUCAUCGGCAAGUCUCAUGUGAUUUCAACAGAGAGACAGGGGAACCAUAUCUUCCGUCUGACAGGUCAAGGUGCUGACCAGGAUCCCAAAGGUCUCUUCACCAUUGACAUAGAGACAGGAGAUGUGUCAGUCAGCCGCUCCUUGGACCGAGAGGCCAUCGACUCCUACCAGUUGGAAGUUUCCACCACCGACCUGAAUGGUAACUUGGUUGAGGGGCCAGCCAUACUAGUGGUCACCGUCAUCGACCAAAACGACAACCGGCCGAUCUUCAAAGAGACACGCUACACUGGAGAGGUGCUGGAGGGAUCACCGACAGGGACCAGGGUGAUGACAAUGACAGCGUUUGAUGCAGACGACCCCGCCACAGACAACGCAGUACUACGCUACAUGAUAGUCAGGCAGUCGCCCGACAAGCCCUCCCCAAACAUGUUCUACAUCAACCCGGAAAGAGGCGAGAUCGUCACUGUCAUCUCCCCCACACUGCUUGACAGAGAGACGCUGCCCACCACAACGUAUGAGCUGGAGAUUGUAGCAAAGGACAUGGCGGGAAGCGAGGUAGGCCUAACCGGGACAGCCACUGCAACCAUCACCAUCACCGACAAGAACGACCAUGCUCCUGAAUUCACACAUCCACUGUUUGAGGCGAACGUGGACGAGGGUUCGACAGGUGUGGUGGUCAACCUGACAGUAGAUGACAGAGAUGACCCAGCUACAGGGGCGUGGAGGGCCAUCUACUCAAUCAUCAGUGGGGACCCCACCCAAAGCUUUGAGAUCCAUACCAACCCUGACAACAAUGAGGGCAUGCUGUCUGUUGUCAAGGUAUAGUAGUUUAGUUUGAAUGUAUUCCACACUCUACUGAUCAGGGUGGAGAACGAGGACCCUUUGGUUCCUGAUGUGGGUUAUGGCCCCAGCUCCACAGCCACAGUCCAUGUCACCGUCUUGGACAUCAAUGAGGGCCCGAUCUUCUUCCCAGACCCUCUGACAGUCACCUGGAUGGAGAACAUCCCUGUGGAGAGCUUUGUUGCCUCACUAAAUGCCACAGACCCGGAUAUACUACAGAUACAGAGCAUCAGGUAUGCUAUUCUGCGAGACCCAGCAGGUUGGCUCAGUGUAAACCCAGUCAGAGGAACUGUCAACACCUCAGCCUCUCUGGACCGCGAGUCACCUUUCGUCCACAACAACAAAUAUGCAGCUGUCUUCAUCGCAACAGACAACGGCAGCCCACCAGCUACGGGAACUGGCACAUUGGUCAUCAACCUGGAAGACUACAAUGAUAACGCCCCCUAUGUGUUCCCAUCGGUAGCUCGGGUGUGUGAGGACGCCCAUGACAUGAAUGUGGCCAUCAUCGGGGGACGGGACAGGGACAUCCACCCUAAUGCCGGACCCUUUAAGAUAGAACUGGGCAAACAGCCAGGACUAGAGAAAACAUGGAAGGUUACCAGGGUCAACUCCACACACUCCCAAAUUAUGCUGUUGCACAGUCUGAAGAAAGCCAACUAUCAGCUCCCGCUUCUCAUCACUGACUCGGGGGUGCCCCCCUUGUCCAACAGCACAGAGGUCAAAGUUCAGGUGUGUGUCUGCAAGAAGAACAGGAUGCAGUGCAGCUCUGCCCAACCCCACCAUGCCAGCCUUCUCAUGCUGCUUGGGACAUUCCUGCUCGUCCUACGCUCUGGGACUACUACUGCAAUGGCUGCCCCAGCUGCUGCCGUGGCCGACCCACCUCCUGCUGCUGCUGCUGCCAACCACAAGUCCUCCUACACGGGUCCCUCUGCAUCGUCCUCCCUGGUGUUCGGGCAAGUUGGUUACUCCCAGUCCCAAUGCCACUUCCUCAGGCCAACAACAUUCAUCCCCUCCCAAGACUAUCCCUGA
Lampris incognitus (smalleye Pacific opah) is the source of this 2346-nucleotide messenger RNA. RefSeq names its product cadherin 13, H-cadherin (heart) (gene cdh13). The transcript is spliced from 15 exons. Gene Ontology annotation, biological process: cell morphogenesis; homophilic cell-cell adhesion; multicellular organism development. Gene Ontology annotation, molecular function: calcium ion binding; cadherin binding. Lineage: Eukaryota; Metazoa; Chordata; Actinopteri; Lampriformes; Lampridae. The record is from RefSeq and is a predicted model, not a curated record. Gene Ontology annotation, cellular component: adherens junction; catenin complex; plasma membrane.